Thecamonas trahens ATCC 50062 is the source of this 438-nucleotide messenger RNA. Its product is annotated as WD40 domain-containing protein. Lineage: Eukaryota; Apusomonadida; Apusomonadidae. The record is from RefSeq and is a predicted model, not a curated record. The transcript has 2 exons. Gene Ontology annotation, molecular function: protein binding. The coding region runs from base 1 to 438 and encodes 145 amino acids.
AUGCGGUACACCGCGGACAGUGCCUCCUGCGAGGUGCUGAAGGGCCACACCAACAUUGUGCGGGGUGUGAUUGCGCUGCCGAGUGCGGAUGGCCAGCUGCCGGUCCUGGUCUCGUGGUCGUCCAACAAGACGAUCCGGGUGUGGCAUGCUGCGGACGACGGGACGGGCGCCAUGUGGUACACCGCGGACAGUGCCUCCUGUGAGGUGCUGGAGGGUCACACCAACAGUGUGCGGGGUGUGAUUGCGCUGCCGAGUGCGGAUGCCCAGCUGCCUGUCCUGGUCUCGUGGUCGAAGGACAGAACGAUCCGGGUGUGGCAUGCUGCGGACGACGGGACGGGCGCCAUGCGGUACACCGCGGACAGUGCCUCCUGCGAGGUGCUGAAGGGCCACACCAACAUUGUGCGGGCUGCCGGUCCUGGUCUCCCAAUCAUACUCUGA